ACUGCAGAGGAGCGGAGCGCAUCGGACGCACCGCGCAGACACCAAAAACGUUGCCCAUCACGGAUUUACGCCGUUCAAACGUCCUGCAAGCGGGGCCAAAGCGGAAUAACACCUCUCUAUUUGGACGAUGUUCCUCCUGCAGUACACAGGACUCAGCUCUCUGCCCUUUGAUCCCGCGACCAGCUCAGAUCCUCUGCAGUUCAACAGUUCCCUGGUGAGCGAGGGUCCUCCUUUAGAGAACGGAGCAGAGAACAACAAGAAGAGGAAGAGGUCCACUCUGCCCACAGCAGAAGUGAUCCGCAACUUGCCCAUGGACUCCAGCCCGAUGGCGAUGCCCAUGUCAGACCCCAGCGCCUGGGCCACAGCCAUGAACAACCUGGGGAUGUCUCCUCUGGGACUGAGCACACAGACUCUAGUGCCAGACUAUGAGCCAAAUGUGGGUCUCAUGCCUGAUUUCAGCCCCAUGAAUCCACUCAUGCCUGGUCUGGGUCUGGUACCAGAUGUCCCCGUCGUCAAGGAGAUCAUCCACUGUAAAAGUUGCACCCUGUUCCCUCCUAACCCCAAUCUCCCCCCUCCGGCCACCAGGGAGCGCCCUCCUGGGUGUAAGACAGUGUUUGUGGGUGGUUUGCCGGAGAAUUCCACUGAGCAGACCAUUGAGGAGGUCUUUGGCCCAUGUGGAGAGAUCAUCGCCAUCCGCAAAAGCAAGAAAAACUUCUGCCACAUUCGCUUUGCUGAGGAGUUCACAGUGGACAAGGCUCUUUUCUUAUCUGGUUACCGCAUCCGUAUGGGCUCCAGCACAGACAAGAAGGACAGCGGGCGUCUCCAUGUGGACUUUGCCCAGGCCAGAGACGACUUGUACGAGUGGGAAUGUCACCAGCGCAUGUUAGCCAGAGAGGAGAGGCACCGACGCAAGAUGGAGGAGGAUCGACUGAGACCGCCUUCCCCUCCUCCCAUCGUCCACUACUCGGACCACGAGUGCAGCCUGCUGGGGGACAAGAUCAAAGAUGAUGUGAAGUUUGCCGAGGCGGUGCGGGUGCUUCUGACCUGGCUGGAGCGAGGUGAAGUCAAUCGCAGAAACGCCAACAACUUCUACUCUAUGAUCCAGUCGUCCAACAGCCACAUCCGCAGACUGAUGAGUGAGAAAGCCCAGCACGAGAAGGAGAUGGAGGAGGCCAAGGAAAAGUUCAAGAGUGCACUGGCCGGGAUACUGGGCCAAUUUGAACAGAUUGUGUCUGUAUUCCAAGCUGCUUCCAAACAAAAGGCAUGGGACCAUUUCACCAAAGCUCAGCGCAAGAACCUGGACGUUUGGCGCAAGCAAGUACAGGAGAUCAGAAACAUGCACAACGAGCAGCUGAUGGGCAUCAGGCGAGAGGAAGAGAUGGAAAUGUCUGAUGACGACAUGGAAAAUGCCCCCAGCAGCAAACUCUCAGAGGACUCAGCUGAAGCCUUGAAGGAGGAGAAUGACUCUCUGCGCUGUCAGCUGGACGCCUACAGGAACGAGGUGGAGCUCCUCAAACAAGAACAGAACAAGAACCAGCCCCAGAGAAGUGAAGAAGAGAAUACACACUCACAGCAACUCAGCUUCCUCCAGCAAGCUCUACAGGGCAUGCAGACGCAACUCUUAAAAAUGCGAGAGGACUUAAAACAGCGUGAGUCAGACCUGGAGAAGAGUUUGGACGACAAACAGCAGCUAAAGAAAGAAGUCCAGACUCUGAAGGAAGGUCUCCAAAAUCUGCAGAGUCUGAAAAACACAGAUGAAAUGCAGCUGGAGACGUCUCAGGGAGACGACGGAGGCGCAGAGGAGAACGCUGAUCAAACCGCUGAAGUGUCUGUAGCGUCCACAGUGGUGUCGUGCAGUCAGGAGAAAGAAGCUCCAACAGACAGGGGUCCACAGAGCCCUGUCCAGUCAGAGAGAGAGGCCCUGCUAGUCGGAAUCAUCUGUACGUUUCUGCACGUUCACCCGUUCGGAGCCAGCCUUGAGUACAUCUGCUCCUACCUGCAGCGUCUGGACUCCAAGAUUACCACGGGUGAAGUGGAAGCGAUCCUUUCUCGGCUGCCCUGCACUUUCAGACAGGAGCUGACAGGAGUAGGAGCCAGUUUAGAGAAACGCUGGAACUUUUGUGGAUUUCAGGGCAUCAAGAGCAUAUAGACUGUACACAAACACUGCACAAUACACUGGCACAAUAUCCACACGAGGAAGACUGGAAAAACUGAAAAUGAAUAAUAAUCAGUUUAGAUCGAGCCAAUUCCCUGUACAUAAGGGCACGACUUGACCCAGCCCACACACUUUAUGACAGAACCAGGGUUACGUUUAAGUAACCUUGAGUUUUACUGUAAGAAUAAGCACAGCUGAUGUGUUUACAAGAUCUAGUGUUCUACCUGCAGAUGCCGAAGUCGUAUUCUUCUCCGCUCCACACCUGCAUCACCCCAUUUUUUACACAUGCACCUUUUACCCUCACACCCUGGAAUUCAUUUACUUGGCAGUCCAGCAUUUGUCUUGCGAGAGGGUUGCUGUCAAUCAUCAGCUCGGAGCAGUAGCGGGGGAAACACGCUGAAUUAAACGCUGGAUUCCUCUUUUUGAAUUCUUGUUUGUCUAAAUGUUUGAGUUCAUUGAAUGUUGAAAGCACAAAAGACCUCCGUGUUUCUUCAUCAGUUCAAGCUAAGUUAUUCUAUCAUAAGAUUUCAUAAAGUCGUCAUAAACUUCACGUGAGAAGGUGUUAGGAUGUAUUCAGCUCAUGUAGUAUCCAGUACAAGUAAGUAACAGCUAAACCUCAGAUUUGUACAUUUUUUGUGUAUAAUAUUUGUGUUUUUUCUAAUUAAAAUGAUAUGUAUUUCUAAAUCUGC
This is a messenger RNA of Periophthalmus magnuspinnatus, 2844 nucleotides long. RefSeq names its product ecto-NOX disulfide-thiol exchanger 2-like. The record is from RefSeq and is a predicted model, not a curated record. Gene Ontology annotation, cellular component: external side of plasma membrane; plasma membrane. The transcript has 15 exons. Gene Ontology annotation, biological process: ultradian rhythm. Gene Ontology annotation, molecular function: protein-disulfide reductase activity; RNA binding. The coding region runs from base 128 to 2149 and encodes 673 amino acids. NCBI's taxonomy places the organism in Eukaryota, Metazoa, Chordata, Actinopteri, Gobiiformes, Gobiidae.